This is a messenger RNA of Cryptomeria japonica (Japanese cedar), 555 nucleotides long. RefSeq names its product ethylene-responsive transcription factor ERF039-like. Lineage: Eukaryota; Viridiplantae; Streptophyta; Pinopsida; Cupressales; Cupressaceae. The coding region runs from base 1 to 555 and encodes 184 amino acids. Gene Ontology annotation, molecular function: DNA-binding transcription factor activity; DNA binding. The transcript is spliced from 2 exons. The record is from RefSeq and is a predicted model, not a curated record. Gene Ontology annotation, biological process: regulation of DNA-templated transcription.
AUGGAGCAACCCCUUGGUUAUGAAAUUCGAGGUCAAGAAAGCAAGCCGUAUAGACUAAAGGAGGCUAUUUAUGGGCUGAAGAAAGCUACAUGGGCAUGGUACAAUAAUAUUGACUCAUAUUUGAUGGGCAAUGGCUUUAUGGGCGUGACGGGUAAACAAGCUUAUAGUGCAAAUGCAAAUAGGAGUGGGACAAAACAUCCUACAUAUAUAGGUAUGAGAAAGAGAAAGUGGGGUUUGUGGGUGUCAGAAAUUAGAGAGCCGGUGAAGGAGAAGAGAAUAUGGCUUGGCUCAUUUCGCUCACCAGAGAUGACAGCUCGUGUACAUGAUGCAGCUGCUUUUGCUUUAAGAGGGAAGUCAGCCAAUUUCAAUUUCCCUGACUCGAUUCACUCCCUUCCUUGCCCUGCAACUUCCUCUGCAACAGAUAUUCAGGCUGCUGCUGUCCAAGCUGCAUACUCUUCUUCUCAACAGCCAGAGAAACAAAUAACACAGCUAUUUUCCAACAUGAACAGUGAUGAUAUUACCAAUGCUAUUCUUGGUUUAGAGCUCUUUCCAUAG